GAGCUAUUUUACCCCCCACAGUCACUAGGUGUGAAACUUCUCAGAGGGAGAUUAAGAGUUCCUCCCCUUCCAGGAACACCUGAGCAGAGGGAAUGCAGUUGAACUGCUUUGUUUAAUUAGUCAGUUUAUCUGAAUUAAGGAUGGACUAGCACUCCUAGGACAAGCACUAUAAAAGAGGGUUGGCAGUGCUGAAGAGGAGAAACUGAAGACUUGCUGGAAGAACGAGUGAAAUAGAUUUCAGCCCAGAUUAAGGCUUUAGUAAGUAGAUGACUACAUCCAGCAUAAUAACCCCUACACUGACUAUAGGAGCACAGUGCUGAGAAUCCGACACCAGCACAGUGAGCUGGUACAAUCCCACAGUGAAAGGAAAGAGGGCUGCUGAAGUAAUCCUGAAGAAGGCUGCACCUGAAUUGCACUGAAUUUUGGAAGCCACUGGAAGUGAAGCAUACUUUUUGGGUAAGUGGGUAACAGAAUGGAGAACAAACAGCAAAGCAAUGGUGAGAUGAAGGAAAAUAAGGCAGUGAAGAAAAAAAUGAAUUGGUCUGGGAGUCUUAUUGUGGCCUCUUUAACCGGUGCGUUUGGCUCGUCUUUCCUUUAUGGGUACAAUCUCUCGGUGGUGAAUGCUCCCGCAGUGUAUAUCAAGAAGUUUUACAAUGAAACUUGGGAAAGAAGAUAUGGCUUCUCAGUGGAUGAAAGCACAUUGACACUCCUCUGGUCUGUAACUGUUUCUAUUUUUGCUAUUGGUGGCCUCGUGGGUGCCAUUAUUGUUACCCCAAUUGUGAAGUUCUUUGGACGGAAAUGUACCUUGGUGCUUAAUAAUGUGUUUGCAGUGACAGCUGCAUUGUUGAUGUCCCUCUCGUUGUUGGCGGGGUCAUUUGAAAUGCUCAUCCUGGGCCGUGUUAUAAUGGGUGUCGAUGCAGGCAUCUCUCUGAGUGCACUUCCCAUGUAUUUGAGUGAAAUAUCUCCUAAGGAAAUCCGUGGUUCAUUGGGUCAGGUCACAGCAAUUUUCAUCUGUAUUGGUGUUUUCACUGGUCAGGUUUUGGGGCUACCAGAAAUAUUUGGACAAGAAUCUCGGUGGCCUUACUUAUUUGGAGCAAUCAUUGUGCCUUCAUUGAUACAAGUUGUGAUCCUGCCUUUUCUUCCUGAAAGUCCUCGUUACCUCCUACUUGAAAAGCAUGACACAAGCAGAGCAGAAAAAGCAUUUCAGACCUUCCUUGGGAAAGAUGAUGUGUCUCAUGAAGUAGAAGAGGUUUUGGCAGAGUCUCGAGUCCAAAGGAAUACCAAGCUGGUGUCGGUACUCCAGCUCCUGCGGACCCGCGCUGUGCGAUGGCAGGUCAUCACGGUGGUCGUCACCAUGGGCUGCUACCAGCUCUGCGGCCUAAAUGCUAUCUGGUACUACACAAACAACAUCUUUAGUGAAGCUGGGAUCAAUCGUGAAACAAUCCCCUACGUUACCCUAAGUACUGGUGCUGUUGAGACUGUGGCUGCUGUUUUUUCUGGCUUAGUUAUUGAACGGCUGGGACGCAGACCUCUUCUCAUUGGAGGUUUUGGGUUGAUGACUGUCUUCUUCGCAAUCCUUACUGUCUCUCUGACUUUGCAGAACACCGUGUAUUGGCUUCCUUACCUCAGUAUAUUUUGCAUCCUUGCAAUCAUUGCAUCAUUCUGCAUUGGACCAGGUGGGAUUCCGUUUGUCCUCACUGGGGAGUUUUUCCAGCAGUCACAGAGGCCAGCUGCAUUCAUGAUAGCUGGGACAGUCAACUGGCUCUCCAACUUCGCCGUGGGACUUCUCUUCCCAUUCAUUCAGAAUGGCUUACAGACCUAUUGCUUCCUCGUGUUUGCUGGCAUCUGCUUUGCCGGAGCUACAUACCUGUUCUUUGUCCUGCCUGAAACAAAAAAUAAGACGUUCCAUGAGAUCAGCCAAGCGUUUGCCAAGAGGAAUAAAGUAUCUUUAGAAAUGCAAGAUAUGAACCACUACCCAGAGGAGAGGAAAUCAAGUGCAGAACAAGAAUCGAACUUCACAUCUUCUGUGGACAAUGGGGAAACCAAGAAAGGGAUUGUGUACCUGGAUGCUGAGGGGUUAAUAGGCACUUUUAAGUGACGUGCUUAUUGAAAAGUCAGAAAGUCUUAGAGCUGCUCCCAGGAGUAAGGUCAAGCAACAAGUGCACCAUGCAGGUAGAGACAGCUUCUACAGGUUGUAUUUACUAAUCCAAAAGUUCCUACAUUUGGAGCAUUUGGGGGGAAAAUGUGUAUAUAUUAAUGUAUCUAUACACAUAUAUUAAUAUAUAUUCCAAACAGAGAAAUACACUAAUAUUUAUAUUCCUAUGUAUGCACAAUGGAGAACUGUUUUCCAGUAUUUGGGUGUUUUUCAGAUUUCCCAAAGUGCUAACCUGUUUACUGCACUUUUUUUUUUUUUUUCCUACGCUGUAAAUUAAAAUCAGAGAUCCUAAUGUUCAGCUCUUACUACUGUGAUUUAUUUAUAUGUGCCAUACUUACUGUAGACAUUGUAAGCUGACCUAAGAGGGCAAUUUCACUACUAAUCAUAGUUAAUAGGGGAAAAAAAAUGAUCUGAACCUUUAUACCACAAUUUAUGCUCUUUUACUGGGGUAGAGGUAGAAAAUUAAAAUGUAUGUGAGCCAGAGACUUAAGAAUGAAAAAAUAGUAUUUAUAAUAUUGGUGCUACUGUUAAGAAACAGAGUGAGUUAGGAAAAUGUUUUCUGAUAAGCAUUCAUAAAGUUCUAUGUCUAACAAAUGAAUGUGUCAUCUUUUAGUAGCUUUACUUAGCAAGCCUCAGUAACACAAGGAAUAGGUAAGUGAAUGACUAUGUAAAAAUGAGUCUGGAUGCCACCCCUCCAGAAAAUUUGAGGAAGAAAUUCUUCCUCUUCCACCUGCAGGUUGAGAAUGGCAAAUUCAAACCUUUUUGUUCAGACUGAGAAUUGCCUUACUUUGCAUUUGAAGCUUAUUAACAUGGUAUGACGUGAGCUGAUUUGAGUCAAGGUGGCAAGACUGGAAACCGCUGUGGCUAGUGCUAUUCAAAGUAGGAGAAUUCAGCACUUAGUGCUGCCCAUGAAUGUCUAUUAAUGGUCUCACUUGUUGAUAGCAUUGCCAUUGGAUAACUUCAGUUAAGACCUAGUGUUGACCUGAUGCAGUUGUUGUAUUGGACUUCUGCUUGCAUUUGUGUUUGGAGACCAAACACUUGUGUUGGUAAAGAGAUGGCUCAACAGAAUUCCCUAGCACAGCUCAGGGGCUUGUACUGCAUUAACAACAAGGGGUUGAGUUUUAAAAUUCUACAACCUUGUCUGUCUCUUGCCCUACAUGAGGCAGGCAUGCUCCAGAGAGGCACUGAGUGGCUAGAAAAAAAGCUGAUACUGAUCACAGACACCAGGGGACUAUUCCACACCUUACCAGUGGUUUACUGCAGCCUGUGGUACUAGUUUAAAGCAGUUCCAGUCUCCAGCUGUGCAUGUGUGUAGGUGCUUUGUUCACUGGCCAGGGAACAUGGCUGCAGUCUCCUCUGCUUUGGAUUGUGAAAGCUUCUGAUGAAACUUUAGAUGUGCCAGUACUGCAUUAACUUUCUCAUCUGUGAUGAUAAUGAGAGAUUUGUAUUCCAUAACUUGUUGCACAGUGUGGGUUUUUUUUCUCAUUGUUAUGUUGCUAUAGCUGCUCCAACAAUGAGAGGAUAAAAUGGAAGACAUCAACAAUUUAGCAUUUGCUUUUUUUCUUGUUGAAUGUAUCGAAUCGUGUCCAGGCCACGUGUUUGUCAGUGAGUGUUGUGUAGUGCCGCGUUCUCUUUCCCUGCAGGAGAAGACACGGGGAUGAGGUACUGGGAGAUAAUGUUUGUACAAGUACCACACGUGUCAUGUGUGUGAUCAACUCUGUCCCUACACAGUGACUGAAAAAUAAACUUUUGGAACUGAACUAAA
Messenger RNA from Pogoniulus pusillus (Red-fronted tinkerbird), 3920 nucleotides. RefSeq names its product solute carrier family 2 member 9 (gene SLC2A9). The record is from RefSeq and is a predicted model, not a curated record. Gene Ontology annotation, cellular component: plasma membrane. The transcript has 16 exons. The coding region runs from base 473 to 2098 and encodes 541 amino acids. NCBI's taxonomy places the organism in Eukaryota, Metazoa, Chordata, Aves, Piciformes, Lybiidae. Gene Ontology annotation, biological process: monosaccharide transmembrane transport. Gene Ontology annotation, molecular function: hexose transmembrane transporter activity.